Babesia ovata is the source of this 1626-nucleotide messenger RNA. RefSeq names its product Extracellular matrix-binding ebh, putative. The transcript has a single exon. Lineage: Eukaryota; Apicomplexa; Aconoidasida; Piroplasmida; Babesiidae. The record is from RefSeq and is a predicted model, not a curated record. Bases 1 to 1626 code for a protein of 541 amino acids.
AUGGCAGUGAAUCGGGGAUCCGAGCGGAGCACAGCCGACUCAAGGAAGAAGACGAAAGGGGGGCAAGGUCAGGCGGUUAAAAUGGCCAUUGAGCAGAAUGCCAAUUUGGCUCUGAAGGCUGUCGUGGAGAUGGACGCAUCCCUCAAGAAGGAUUUGAAGGGUGUAAAGGGGGCGAUUCAGAGUGGGAUAAAAAAUGUGAUUGACAACUUGGGAGUUUUGACGUUGAAUGAGAAUGUGAAGAGUGAUUUGGGGACGUUGAGGGGGAAGAUUAGUGAUCUAAAAGAUAAAGUUGAACAACCUGAUAGUAUUGUUAAAGGUGAGUUGGAUGCGCUUGCAGCGAAGAAGAGUGAGUUGGAUAAUGGUGCUGUAAAGCAAAUUCAGACGGAGACGAAUACAAAUCUUGAACAGAAUUUUAAGAAUCAUAUCCAGAGUGAGCUUGACAGGAAAGUCAGUGCAGUUGACACGGCGAUUGGGGCGCUUGGCGGGAAUUUUACUGGGAUAAAAAGCGCUGAUGAUCAAAAGAAACUUCAAGGCAUUUUCGAGUAUAUUAAACAGCAGGUUGGGGAAAUUAAGGGGAAGGAAGGACGUAAAGGUGGAAAUGGUAAAUGGGCAGACACAGGCUCAGCUUUAGAGGGCAUUAAGAAUGCGGUGCAGCAAUAUGCCACGGACGUUUUCGAAAAUAUGCGAGAGAGCACAAUGGAUGACUGGCUUCCUAAAAUUUUGGGGGACAGUGAGAAGAAUGAUCCGGUUAAGCAACCAAUUAAGAGGUGGAUUGAGAAGGGUGUUAACGGGAACUCGGGGCAUUCAAACGUUUCGCCUAACAUUGCAAAGACAAUGCGUCUGACCAUUAAGGACCAGAUUAAGAAGAAGCUUGUGAGCGCCGUUUAUGAGGAAGCUAAGUCACAGUCCAGCUUUUUCGGCAAAACCACUGGCAAUGUGGAAAAUGAUUUGAAAGAACUCAAGACAUUUCUGGAGGAAUACGCGAAGAAGCUUGAUAAGCAACUUGAGCCAUCCGGUGAUAGUAGCAGCACAUUUGUCUCAGAGAUAGUCAAGGAGGUUGAGGUUGCAGUUAAGAAUCAGGCAUCCGGCCAAACUACUGACAAGAGUGUUCUCACAUUCGCCGUCGAAGCGAUCCUUGUUGCCAUCGUGGCCAAAACCCGGCGUGCUGCCGGCGAGAUCCAAUCUCUACUUCUCGGCACCAGGGUGGGCGAUAAAAAGAACGGCGGAUCGAAAACCAGCAUCGCAAAAGCGUUAGAUAAUGCUUUAAAGACGGCAAGAGAGCUUCACGGUCAGCUUACCGUGGCAACAGAAACUCCUAAAGGCCUUCCCGUCCAACCCGAAAGCCCCGCCCAAGCCGUGGACAAGAGGUUGGAGGCGGUGAGGGAUAUGGUGACAGAUGAGAUUGCCGGCACAUUCACUUCCAAAGUCAAACAACCACUUGCCGAUGCAGUCUCCCAACUUCCAAACGCCGUUGACACAUUCAACACGAACGCUGUAGGCCAGAUCAAGGAAGCCGCCAAGAAGGCGAUUACAGCGGCGGCCUUGAGACAGUCCCAGUCGGGGCAGUGGCGAUGUGGCUUGGAGAGGGCGGAGCCCAGCUUGGACAAGUCUGAAGGCGCAUCAUGA